AUGCGUUUGGAUAUUGGAGAUCUUUCCAGGGAGACGGGAAUCCAGGAAGCAGAGGUUCUAGAAGCCUUGACUGGUCUUUGCAACUCCGAAUGGUCAAGGAACAACAGAUCGCUCAUCAUUAAAAUCACUGAGAGUGCUGUGAUGGAAAUUGGAAAGUUCAUAGCAGAAAAGAACCGGUCGAGAUUAUUAGCGAAGGAAGAGUGUUUGGAUCCAACCUUUAAGGAGAAACUCAAACUCUGUGCAGCGGAAAUGAAUCUAACA
This is a messenger RNA of Ostertagia ostertagi, 261 nucleotides long. NCBI's taxonomy places the organism in Eukaryota, Metazoa, Nematoda, Chromadorea, Rhabditida, Trichostrongylidae. The record is from the annotation of a GenBank genome assembly.